Messenger RNA from Ipomoea nil (Japanese morning glory), 691 nucleotides. RefSeq names its product cytochrome b5-like. Gene Ontology annotation, molecular function: heme binding. The record is from RefSeq and is a predicted model, not a curated record. NCBI's taxonomy places the organism in Eukaryota, Viridiplantae, Streptophyta, Magnoliopsida, Solanales, Convolvulaceae. The transcript has 3 exons. Bases 50 to 475 code for a protein of 141 amino acids. Gene Ontology annotation, cellular component: membrane; intracellular membrane-bounded organelle.
GAGUGCCUACAUAUAUUAACUUCCACAGAGGAGAAAGGAGAGUCAAGCUAUGGGGGCUGGCGAGAAGAGAUUAGUAAGCUGUAAUGAAGUUUCUUUACACAACACACCCAAAGAUUGCUGGGUAAUCAUCAAUGCUAAGGCUUACAACGUUACAAACUUCCUUAAUGAACAUCCUGGUGGUGAGGAUGUCUUGUUGGCAGCGGCAGGUAAGGAUGCCAGCGAAGAAUUUGAGGAUGCCGGGCAUGGCAGUGCUGCAAGAUUAAUGCUCGAUGAGUUCUACGUCGGAGAGGUGGAUACCGCUACCAUCGCCGCCGUUGCCGCCGCUUACAUCCCGCCGGAGCAGCCUAAAGAUGGUGAUCCCGGCGAGUCAUCGCCGCGGAUAAUUAAUGUCGACCUCCUCCGGUUUCUACUUCCCCUAACGGUCUUAGGUUUGGGCGUUGCACUUCUGGCACUAACCAAAUCGGUGGCAAUCUAGGCUGGUUUAUUGUCGAUUAAGGUCACAAAACGACGUUAUUUAAUGCACACUUCUGAUAGUGGUUACGCGUUUCUCUUUGUUAUCUGAACAAAAUAUGAAAUUCUACUUAAAAUAUGAUUAAGGUUCUUAUGUAAUUUACAUGUAUCAAAGUUAUUGUCUUAUUUAAGGAUAUGCCAUGUUAAAUAAUAGGGAUGGGUCAACUCGGUUCAGUUUCGA